AUAUUGAUGAGUGUAAGCCAAUCAACCCUUGUUGGAACAAUGGUAAAUGUGUCAAUGCCAAACCAGGCUUCAAAUGCACCUGUUCUAGUGGCAUUAAAGGAGAUCUCUGCCAGGAAGUGUGUGUUCCACCCAGGACUCCAUCUGGAGUUAUUGAGGAGGUACCAUCCAAUGGAUACUUGAAUUCUAUAGUACGGUAUAACUGUAAGGAUGGAGAGACCCUGGAAGGCUCAAGAGCCAGGAGGUGUGAAAUAGGUGGCGAAUACUCAGGCGUUCCUCCUAAAUGUAGCAAACAAUCAGAUUUCCAAUCUAAGAAGUGCCCUGACCUGAAGAACCCCAGCAAUGGAGUAGUGACUGGCUUUGGAGGCUAUAUUGGUAUGAACAUGAAGUAUGAGUGUAACCCUGGAUAUAUCCUCAAAGGAGACGCAGUGAGGACUUGUACAAAAGAAGGAAAAUGGUCAGGAGAUGAAGUGACAUGUGAAGAUUUUGGAGAUGGAAACGAUAUGCAAUGCCCUAAUUUAAAGGUAAUGGUGAUAGACAAAGCAGACCCAUCUUGUAGAAAAUAUAUUGAAUGUUUUAACAAUGAGAUCACACAUAGGGAGUGCCAGGGGGGAUAUACGUUCAGUAAUGAGGAAAAGAAAUGUCUGCCUGCGUUUAUGGUGCCAUGUGGCUUCCAGACAAGGUCCAAUAGGAUGGGUGGACGAAAUAUUAGGGGCCGAGCAAGGCCAGAACCAAUCUCGCCUCCACGACGGGGAUAAUACUACUACCCUAAUCCUGGGUGAAUUGAACAUUGGUUUAUUCAUUUCAGGUCUACCUUCGAUGAAAUUGUUAUGGAUAUGUUUUAUCAGAAUAUAUUUAUAUUGUGUGUG
Owenia fusiformis is the source of this 866-nucleotide messenger RNA. Lineage: Eukaryota; Metazoa; Annelida; Polychaeta; Sabellida; Oweniidae. The record is from the annotation of a GenBank genome assembly.